UUUCCACUGUUUUAGUCCUCCUCUUGGGGUCCAGAAGUCUCUUGCUGACUCCCUGUAUCCUCACAGGGGUGAUGACAGGCAGAUCCCACCAGCCAGAGAUGCCUGGAGUCCUAUCUCCCCAGACUCAUGGUGUCCAGAUGCAAGGAGGCUGUUACUCGGCCACCAUCUUGCUCUCUCUCCUGUAAUCCCAGCUCUACAAUUCCAUCCCUUCAUCCUGAGUCUAUUUUUAUCCUUCAAGAUUUGCAGGAGGUGCUGGCAGCUCUUUUUAGAAUGGCUUCCCAAUUCCAUUUUAGAACUCUGAACCAGAGUGACACCAUCUUGCAGAUCACAUUCCACAGUAACCAGGAAAAGAUGGGAUUGAUUUCCUUUCUGCUAUUUAGAAGGCCUCAAGCUACACCAUGGCAUGUCUUAAAUCUGAUGUCAAAUUUCUGGUGUCUUUGGUGCUUCAUGAAGAAUAUUUCCAGAUAUAUCACAGACAUUAAACUUUUGCCUCCCAACAUAAAAGAUAGACUGAUUAAAAUAAUGAGCACACAGGGGCGAAUAACAGAUUCAAAUAUAAGUGAGAUUUUACAUCCUGAAGUGCAAACUCUAGAUCUGCGGAGCUGUGAUAUUUCAGAUACCGCUCUCCAGCACCUGUGUAACUGCAGAAAACUGAAGACAUUAAAUUUAAAUUCCUCAAAAGGAAACAGAGUUUCCAUAACUUCAGAAGGAAUAAAAGCUGUGGCUUCAUCUUGUUCAUACCUGCAAGAAGCGUCAUUGAAAAGAUGCUGCAGUCUCACUGAUGAAGGAGUCCUUGCUCUAGCACUCAAUUGCCGGCUGCUAAAGAUCAUUGAUUUAGGUGGCUGCUUAAGUAUUACUGAUGUGUCCUUACAUGCAUUAGGAAAAAAUUGCCCAUUUUUGCAGUGUGUCGACUUUUCAGCUACUCAGGUAUCUGACAGUGGUGUGGUUGCGCUUGUUAGUGGACCUUGUGCCAAGCAAUUAGAGGAGAUCCAUAUGGGACAUUGUGUAAAUCUGACUGAUGGAGCUGUAGAAGCUGUCCUUACUUACUGUCCUCAGAUAUGUAUAUUACUCUUCCAUGGAUGCCCACUAAUAACAGAUCAUUCUCGAGAAGUCUUGGAGCAAUUAGUAGGCCCAAACAAACUAAAGCAAGUGACAUGGACUGUUUAUUGAUGGUAUUUGAGCUGUUAUAAGAGAAACUUGCCAAUAUGGAUAAACUUUAGGAGAAUUCUAAGUAAAGGUAUUUCCAAAAGCAUAACUACCUUCCUCGCUGUUUUCUGGCUCUUACCUCCAUGAAGUAUUUAAAUGUCCAUUUGCCAAAAGCAACCUGAACAUCAUUCUUCUCAGAAUUUAAUAUUUCCUUGUUUCACUGAUAUAAAGUGAUUUAUUAGCCAUUUGGCAUUAGUGAGGCCCUUGAACAGACACCUAUUUCAUUGAUUUUUAUGGCUUCUCUUCCCAAAUACACUUUAUCCAUCUGUAAACUUUUCUUUCUUAGCAAAAUUGCAUUAAAAAGGUAUAAAAAUGAGUAAACACAGAAUAUCAUUGCAAAGAUUGUAUUCUUGAAGCUCUGUUGAGUUCACAUUUUUACAUUUUCAAAUAAACAGUAAAGGUCUUGGUUUUUGAAUGAAAACUCUUUGGUAAUCACAAAAUUAUCUGAUAUGACACAUACUGUGUUUAAACUAACCCCUAAUUUAGCAUACACCCUGUGCCAUGAGCCUGUCCCACUGGGACUUUCUUAAAAGGAAAAGUAUGGUAUGGUGGGGCGGUGCCUGUGGCUCAAUGAGUAGGGCGCCGGCCCCAUAUGCCAAGGGUGGUGGGUUCAAACCCAGCCCCAGCCAAACUGUAACAAAAAAAUAGCCGGGUGCUGUGGCGGGCGCCUGUAGUCCCAGCUACUCUGGAGGCUGAGGCAAGAGAAUCGCUUAAGCCCAGGAGCUGGAGGUUGCUGUGAGCUGUGUGAUGCCACGGCACUCUACCUCGGGCCAUAAAGUGAGACUCUGUCUCUACCAAAAAAAAAAAAAAGUAUGGUAUGGUAAGUUUCUGGUACAUGUUUGGGAGGAGGGGGUACAUGUUCAACUUCAUUUCUUGUCCUUACUAUUAAUUUAUAAAUGUGGUAUGCUUAUAUAUAUAUAUUGCCAAUACAAUGGUGAUGCAUAUGUAUAAAUGGAUAAAAUAGGUAAGGCCUGUUCUACCUGUGAAAUUUUUCUAAAGACAAAUUUAAUAAAAUUUAAUAUUGAAUGUCUAACCAAGUCAAUAGUAUGUUCCUCUUUUCACUGGAACUAGUUCUAAGAUCUAAGGUGUGAGCUUCUUAGGAUCUAUAAAGGAUUUUAUCUUCCUAAAGAACUUUGUGGUUUGAUCUUAUUUUAUAUUGCUAGUAACAUUAGCUAUUUCUCACCGCUCUGUUCAAAAUAUCAAGACCAGGUGGUGCCCGUAGCUCAGUGGGUAGGGCGCCGGCCUCAUGCAGCAGGGCUGGUGAGUUCUUGAACCCAGCCCUAGCCUGAUAAAAAUUUUAAAAAAGCUGGGUGUUGUGGUGGGUGCCUGUAGUCCCAGCUACUUGGGAGGCUGAGGCAAGUGAAUUGUUUAAGCCCAAGAGUUGGAGGUUGGUGUGAGCUGUGAUGCCACUGCCCACUACCGAAGGCAACAUAGUGAGACUCUGUCUCCAAAAAAAAAAAAAAAUUAGUCAGGUGUCAUGGCACCUACCUGUAGGUCCUGCUACUCAGGAGGAUUACUUGAGUCAGGCAUUUGAGGUUUUAAUAGCCAUUAUGACACAUGUGGCUCAUCCUAGGCACUGUACUCUAGUGUGAGCCAUAACGGAGUGAGACAUUGUCUCAAAGCAAAGAAAU
This is a messenger RNA of Nycticebus coucang (slow loris), 2837 nucleotides long. It is a transcript of the gene AMN1, whose product is annotated as antagonist of mitotic exit network 1 homolog. The record is from RefSeq and is a predicted model, not a curated record. Gene Ontology annotation, cellular component: SCF ubiquitin ligase complex. Gene Ontology annotation, biological process: SCF-dependent proteasomal ubiquitin-dependent protein catabolic process. Bases 127 to 1170 code for a protein of 347 amino acids. The transcript has 9 exons. Gene Ontology annotation, molecular function: protein binding. Lineage: Eukaryota; Metazoa; Chordata; Mammalia; Primates; Lorisidae.